This is a messenger RNA of Dendroctonus ponderosae (mountain pine beetle), 1305 nucleotides long. RefSeq lists its product as uncharacterized. The coding region runs from base 336 to 1169 and encodes 277 amino acids. The transcript has a single exon. Gene Ontology annotation, molecular function: protein binding. The record is from RefSeq and is a predicted model, not a curated record. Lineage: Eukaryota; Metazoa; Arthropoda; Insecta; Coleoptera; Curculionidae.
UCAUUCGCAUAAACUCGUGUUCCAACUACAACCGCAAAACCCUGAAACAAGUCGCAUAAACCCUCCGUUUGCGCACCUUCGUUCCACUAGAUAGUUUCACGCUGUUUGGGUUCCUAAUUAUUACCUUGACUCACUAAGUGAAUUUGCAUACCCGCUUUAAUCAAGGCCUGGUUCACAUGGCUGCUACCUUUGCUCUCUGCGUAUUUUUGCUUAAUUGCUUCGCGACCUGCAUAUGAAGAACCUGAUUAUCGCCGUUUAAGCGCAAAGUAUAAAACUUCGCAGUAUUUCGCAGUCAAUGCAGCUUUGAACGGGUUUUCCUAGUCAAUCGUGCUAAAAUGUACACAACAGUGCUGAUGUUGCUGAAUAUAAUGCCGCUGAUCCUCACAAGUGAGAAUUGCGAUAAAUACGGUAUUCUGCUAUACGAAGACAUCGGGUGCAAGCCGGUGAUGAACGCAACAGAAAGCUGCCCAAGCAGAUACGAUUGCAACUUUAGCAGUCCUAAAAGCGGCUGCACCUUCAAAGGUAAAAACUACAACCCAGGCGAAGAUAUCGAGUCCGAGUUGACCUACUCGGCAUGCAGCAUCGGGUGUAGAUGUGAAGACUUCAACUUCAUAAGAUGCGCAGUGUUGGACUGUCCGGAACAUCUGGGAGGCUACCCGGAACCCGACUGCUUCCCAAAGUACGAGUUGGGAAAAUGUUGUGCAACCGAGCAAAUAUGCAACGCCACAGCCGAAGCCAAAACCUGCCAAGUCGAUGGGGAAACAUACAGCAUUGGCGCCAAGUUUUAUCCGAAAAACACAUGCUUUAGCUGUAUUUGCCAUGCGAAUUUUACCGGAGAAUACGACGAGGAAACCUGCAUGAGGCAAAAUUGCGUAGCGGAAAUCUACUCGAAUGAACAAAUCAAUCAAAAGUGCGCGCCUGCCUAUUUCAAUUUCCAUUCCGACGAAGUCUUGUGCUGUCCGAACGAAUUUCUAUGCCCAGAACCAACUGAUGAUAUCAAAGUUGUAAACUUCCAAGCUGAUGCAAAUGCCACCUUCCAGUGCCAGUAUGGAGCAGGCGAACUGAAAGUUGGAGAAGGUUUCCAUAGGAGGAUUAAUAAGUAUGGAAAGGACCGAAAUUUGCUGUGUGAGUGCAUCAUGCCGCCUUUAGUAACAUGUCGUGAAGUGUAAAAUAUUUUUUGCCUGUGUUCAAACAUCACGGGACUCGGAACAAAAGGGAAGUGUUUUGCAGUUGAAACCAAAGGACUUAAUAAUUUGUGUAUUUAACCAAAUGUUUAGAAAAAUAUAAAUCUAUUUGAACUUUUAA